Molecule: messenger RNA, 6305 nt
Organism: Mauremys mutica (yellowpond turtle)
Lineage: Eukaryota; Metazoa; Chordata; Testudines; Geoemydidae
Gene: ZRANB1
Product: zinc finger RANBP2-type containing 1
Exons: 11
Coding region: 199-2325 (708 amino acids)
Biological process (GO): cytoskeleton organization; positive regulation of Wnt signaling pathway; protein K29-linked deubiquitination
Cellular component (GO): cytoplasm; nucleus
Molecular function (GO): cysteine-type deubiquitinase activity; K63-linked polyubiquitin modification-dependent protein binding
Source: RefSeq, a predicted model, not a curated record
ACCGAGUGGUGUCUGAGGGACGGAUCCGGGAGCAGCGGCAGGAGCAGGCGGCGCUGCGGGGGAUAGUUGUCACAUAGUGUCAUCCAUCCCAUUUUGCAGUUUGAGGAGGGCAAGGUCUGCGCCAGCAUGGAGACAGAAUCUCCUCUUCAUUAGAGAAAAAACUUUCUGCCCAACACAACUUACUUCAAGAAGUGCACAAUGACAGAACGUGGAAUUAAAUGGGCUUGUGAGUAUUGUACAUAUGAAAAUUGGCCAUCUGCAAUUAAGUGUACCAUGUGCCGUGCUCAGAGGCCUAGUGGAACAAUUAUUACAGAAGAUCCAUUCAAAAGUGGUUCAAGUGAAGUCGGUAGAGAUUGGGAUCCUACAAGCAUUGAAGGAGGAAGCAGCCCUUUGAUAUGUCCAGAUUCUAGUGCAAGACCAAGGGUUAAAUCUUCUUACAGUAUGGAAAGUGCAAAUAAAUGGUCAUGCCACAUGUGCACGUACUUGAACUGGCCAAGAGCGAUAAGAUGUACUCAGUGCUUGUCCCAGCGUAGGACCAGGAGCCCCACAGAAUCUCCUCAGUCUUCAGGGUCUGGUUCAAGAUCAGUCCCCUUUUCUGUUGAUCCUUGUGAAGAGUACAAUGAUAGAAAUAAACUGAACACGAGGGUACAGCACUGGACUUGUUCUGUAUGUACAUAUGAAAACUGGGCUAAGGCCAAGAAAUGUGUGGUAUGUGAUCAUCCCAGACCUAACAACAUUGAAGCAAUAGAACUGGCAGACACAGAAGAGGCUUCUUCAAUCAUAAAUGAGCAAGACAGAGCUCGAUGGAGGGGAAGCUGCAGUAGCGGUAAUAGCCAAAGAAGAUCUCCUCCUACAACCAAACGUGAAUCAGAAGUGAAAAUGGACUUCCAAAGAAUUGAAUUGGCUGGAGCUGUUGGCAGCAAGGAGGAACUUGAAGUUGACUUCAAAAAACUAAAGCAAAUAAAAAAUAGAAUGAAAAAGACUGAUUGGCUAUUUCUAAAUGCUUGUGUGGGAGUUGUAGAAGGUGAUUUAGCUGCUGUUGAAGCAUAUAAGUCAUCAGGAGGAGAUAUUGCACGCCAGCUUACAGCAGAUGAAGUACGCCUGCUAAAUCGCCCUUCUGCUUUUGAUGUGGGAUACACACUUGUACAUCUGGCUAUACGUUUUCAAAGGCAGAAUAUGCUAGCAAUUUUGCUUACAGAGGUAUCACAACAUGCGGCAAAGUGCAUUCCAGCAAUGGUGUGUCCAGAGCUUACAGAACAAAUCCGGCGUGAAAUUGCUGCGUCUCUUCAUCAACGAAAGGGAGAUUUUGCUUGCUAUUUUUUAACUGACCUCGUAACAUUUACAUUACCUGCAGAUAUUGAAGACUUACCACAAACAGUCCAAGAGAAGUUAUUUGAUGAAGUACUUGAUAGGGAUGUUCAGAAAGAACUAGAAGAGGAAUCUCCCAUUAUAAACUGGUCUUUGGAAUUGGGUACGCGUUUGGAUAGUAGACUAUAUGCACUUUGGAAUCGGACUGCAGGGGACUGCCUGCUUGAUUCAGUACUACAAGCUACUUGGGGCAUUUAUGACAAGGAUUCGGUGCUACGGAAAGCUCUCCAUGACAGUUUACAUGACUGUUCACAUUGGUUUUACACCCGUUGGAAAGAGUGGGAGUCAUGGUACUCCCAAAGCUUUGGUUUACAUUUCUCACUGCGAGAGGAACAGUGGCAGGAAGAUUGGGCGUUUAUACUCUCUCUUGCUAGUCAGCCUGGAGCAAGUUUGGAGCAGACACACAUUUUUGUACUUGCACAUAUUCUUAGAAGACCAAUUAUAGUUUAUGGAGUAAAGUAUUAUAAGAGUUUCCGGGGAGAAACGUUAGGAUAUACCCGUUUUCAAGGUGUAUAUUUACCUUUGUUAUGGGAACAGAGUUUUUGCUGGAAAAGUCCUAUUGCUCUGGGCUAUACAAGGGGCCACUUCUCUGCUCUGGUUGCCAUGGAGAAUGAUGGUUAUGGCAAUCGAGGUGCUGGUGCUAACUUGAACACUGAUGAUGAUGUUACCAUUACUUUUUUACCAUUGGUCGACAGCGAGAGGAAAUUACUGCAUAUUCACUUCCUUUCUGCUCAAGAGAUAGGUAAUGAGGAGCAGCAAGAAAAGCUGCUCAGAGAGUGGCUAGACUGCUGUGUGACAGAGGGUGGAGUCCUUGUUGCUAUGCAGAAAAGCUCUCGUCGCCGCAAUCAUCCCCUGGUCACACAAAUGGUAGAGAAGUGGCUUGACCGUUACCGACAGAUUCGCCCUUGUACAUCCCUUUCUGAUGGUGAGGAAGAUGAAGACGAUGAUGAUGAAUGAUGAAAUAAAAAAUUAAGUAUCAAUGCAUAGUGUCUGACCCCGAAGUUAGAGUUGUGCUCUAGCAGUUUAUGAAUUGACUUAAAUCUAGCAGAAGCGUGCUGAAAGGAUUUUACUUACCAGCAUGGGGAGAGUCUAGAGGUUCAUCUGCUGUGUGAAGAGAGCUAAAUUGGUUGGACUACAGCUUGUAAAAACAAAAAACUAAUUUUAUUAUCAAGACAAAACAUUUGUUUCUUUCCAGUUGCAAAUCUGUCUAUAAAUGUAUCGCAUGUGGUUGUGUAAGAAGUUGUGUAAUAGGAAAAAAGUAUACCAGCAUCUUAAUUAUUGAGAAGAAAUUUCUUUCAAAUAAGGGCACUUACAAAAGCACAUGUUAGAUGGAUAUUUGUUCCUUUUGAGAUUUACUUUUACAGUAGAACUUGUAUUCUACAUCACUCUUUAAAUAUUCUGACACAUUUUCUUGAAAGGUCAUUUUGUGAGAUCUCACUAGUGCCCAGUCAGAUGGUGAGGUUUAUUUUUUUGUUUGCACAAACUAUCCAGAGCAAGUCAGAAGUACAAACAACGUUCAUUAUUUUAUUAAUAUUUUAGUUACUGUUGUGCCCAUUAUAAUAAAAUCAAAUCUUUAAGGAACAAACUGUGGAAGAAGAGCUACAUUUUUCAUUGAGUGAACUUAUAUUUUGUUUUCUGAAAAAGUCCGUUCUGCUCUCCAUUAAUAUUUCACCUUGUAACAUUUUAAUACUUUCUUCAGUAUGCUUAAAAUAUUUAUUUAGAAAAGUGACCUAAAAUGUUAUUCCAGAAAUUGCAUACUAAACAAUUGCGUGGAGUUGCCAACUCAAGUGUGAUUUGAGAAUUUCAUAUUGUCCAAACCCAGACUUGCUGUGAUAUACUGUACAUAUCAUUUUAUCAUUGAGUCUUUCACUCUAGUUAAACAUUGCAAGUGAAAACUACCUUUUACUAGGGGCACUUCUUGAUCAUUAGUGAGAACUCUUGGCAAUUUUUUAUUUUUUUUUAAAAACCCCUUCAUUCUAAAGUGGCUUUUUAAAAAAAGCACUGUAAUAUAUUUCUCUAUGUAAACCUGGGUAUUUCUUGCAUGUUGACUUUUGUGGCCAUACUUAAUGUGUAAGGUUCAUAAAAGUGUAAGUCCAGAGUAUAUUCAUCAGUAAACAUUUUAUUAUAUGUGAUAACUUUAGCCAUGCAAUUUGUAAUGGGUAAAGUUUAUCUUAAAACAACGUUGCUUAAAAACACUGAAGGUUAAUGCCAGUUUUUUACAUAUACAAUGCAAUUCAGAUCAUCUUUAAUAAGCACUUUGAAAACUAUUGAGUGUGUGUGUGUGUGUGGCUGGUGGAUAGGGAACUUUGCAGUAGAUGACCUAGAAUUUCAAAAGAAGACCCAUAAAGUGCAUAUUUUUGUGUAGCUUAAGGCUAUGGAAACACUAAAGAACUUGCUGCUUUUUCUUGCAAAUGCUGCUUAGAUGAUAUUGAAAUGUGCACAACUCCUAGAUAAUCUUGGUGACAAAACACCAAAAAUAUAGAAAUAAUGAAGUGCUGUAUUAAGUUAGCAAAUUUUUUUUCCUCUCAGAUUCCAUUGACAUUUAUUAUGAAAUGUGUCUUCACACACUUUUGGCCAUUUAGGUCUCCUUUGAUUGGUGCAUGCAUAGAUUUUCAGGUAAAAGAAUGCAUGUUUCUUUGCAGUAUAUGUAUGAAUUACCUGAGUGAAAAUAGAAGAAUCACAGAUAGUGAACAGGUUCUACCUUAACAUACAAUCUUGAUUUCAGUUUGCUUUCUAAAUGCAGUAGUCAGGUAAAUUGAUACCUUGUCCUCAUUCUUCCAAGAUGAUGAUGUUACCUUACAGUGAAAUCCAUGUGUACCAUGACCAAUGAGUAACUUAAGUAAGUUAAGAGCUCAUGCAUUCAUUUCAGUAUGCUGUGUAAAUGGUGUUGACAAACACACAAACAGCAGAUAACACUGCUUCAUUGACAUAUCUUCCCCCAAAUGACACACAGUUACUGCAAGUCAUAAGAAGCAAGAUUCAAAUACCUUCUUUGUGAAGUAGUCUUUAACCUUUCUUCAUUAUUUUGCCAUUCUCCAACCAAAUUGUUGCAGAAGCAAGCCUUAUCUUGCCUCCAACAAUAUGGGUGGACUGUACCCAAAUCUGAGUUCCUUUGAAGAAAUGAACAUCCUUUCAUUUUUAAAGAGAUUUAAUGUCAGUUUACUAUACAAUCAGUUACAGCUUUUGAUUUUAAAAACCAAACCCACACUGUCUAAUAUCUUUGCCCCACUUUUGUUACGAAUUUACACCCCUCAUACUUUUUGUAGAGUUUUAUUAACCAUUACUGCUUUCUUCUAAUCUAUAAAACAACAGGUUCUGGCUAACAAGCCUCACUGUGUUUUCAAAAUCAAGUGAGACUUUUUAAACAAAAGUCCCUACUUAAAGGAGUUGGGGUUUAUCUGUUGACAGUGCACCUCACCCACUACAGUAGAUGAAGGUGCAAACAAUUGUCCUUUUCCCAGCACGGUAGCCAGUGCACAUUAAAUCUCCCCAUUUGACAUACUUGAAGGUUUACAAACACGUAUGUGCAGUUGGUGGGUAAGUCCUAUAUUGACCCAGUCUAUAUUAAAUUUACCACUUGUUUUUUUACUGUUGAAUGCUUACAUAGCCCAGUACUUGGCUUUUCAUUUCAAACUCUUGCCCCCUCUGCAUCUGGGAAUUGUCUUGGACUAUUCAUGAAUUCCUUAGUAGAAUUUAAUUCCUAGGUCGCUUUUGUUAAACCGAGGCAUGCUGAAAUCAUCCAGAGUGCUGCUACAGCAUAGCUUUUAACCAGCAGUACUUGAAUGUUUCAUACUCCCUUAGCAAAGUAAAAUUGCUGUUCAUUUUGAAGAAUGCAGAAUUCUUGUUGUGUUACUUAAUUAACUGCUUAAGAAGUAACUUCUGUGAGCUUUACUGUAUGAAGUGGUGACUUUUUUUUUAAAUGCCAGUUUUAUCAGCACAGUCACAUUUUUGUUACUUGUAUGAACUGCUUCAUGUUCUCCUUGAUUGAUGGAAGCGCCCCCAGCCUUCCUUGUAUUAGUACAAAAGCAGCAGUAAAUUGGUUUGUCAGUAAAGCAAAAGGCACAAAUCUUGAGCAGCAGCUAUCUGCCAUACAUUUCUCUCCCCUCCCCUUGCACGCUAUUCAGUCUGAAAAAACUUGGGGCAUACUACAGUCAGCUUGCUUUGGACCCAGUAAUAUGUCAAGUCAGGCUGGAUACACAUUCUCCCCGUUUCCAUAUGACCUAUUCCUUGCAUAUUUUGUUGGUGUUUGUACUACAGACAGUUGAAUCCCUCUGUACUAGUCACAAUCCCAGAAGUACAGUGUUGUUUUUAAACUGAAGCCUGUUACUAUGAUACUUUGUAACAUUUGGAUUUUUUAAAUUCAUUUUUAGUUCUUGUUGAACUGUAAAACUUAAUUGGAAGUGAUUGUCUAAGGUUGCUAUGAUUUGCAUCUAAUCUUAUUUUUAUAAGUACUGGAUGAAACUCUACAGCAUCUGCCAUUCUCUGAAAGGUUUGUGCUAGACUUAUUUUCCUGAUUCAAAAUCCACUGCUGGCAAUGGAUGCACUAGGAACCACUGGCACAAAUUAUUCUGUUUCAUAGAACAGUAUUUACACCCAUCUGAAAUGCAACUGCUUCUUUUAAAAAACGACAGUACCAACAAGUUAUUUUUAAAAUAGUCACUUUAAAUCUUGACAACAUGAAUUAAAUGUUUUAUCUUCAUUUUCAUGUUUCCCAAAUGUCCUCUCUCUAACUAACCUGUUUUAUUCUCCUGGUUUCUCUAUGCUGGUGUUUAUGGAUAAUCAUUCAUACUUGCUAUGUUAGAUCAUUGACAAAAGGAUAGUCACACAGCUAUGAAAUGUGACCUCUUUGUAACAUGUUUGAAGCUGGUAAAUAGCUUUCCAUUUAAUUUAAAACAAACAAAAAUACAGUUUUGUAACUAGAAACUUCUUGGUUUCAA